AUGACCACAUCCAGCAGGCAGAACUCUUCUACGUCUAUGGUCAACAACUUGGCCAAAAUAUUCGAUCCAAAUGCUUUGCAAACCCAAGGGCCUGAUAAUGGAAUGGAACCCCCCCAAAUUCGUCGUGUUGCAAGCAGUGAUGUCAGCACACCAGCAAGUUUUAACAUCAUGGAUAUGAAGUUUGCCUCCCUUGAACAGAAAAUAGAUAAGUUGUUGAAUGUACAAGACAAUGUCCUUAAGAAGCUUAACAGCGUUUCCCAAGAAAUCUAUUGCAUUGAAAAAGAUAUUGGGAUUGUAAAGGCAGAAACAUCUGAACCUGGAUCAAGGAUGGAAAGAAACAAAAAUGUGAGAAGUAAUGAAAUGAAGAGGCUUUGCCUUAAAAUGGAAAAAUCUCUUUCUAAUAUAAACAGGAAUGCAGAGCAGCAGGUUAAAAGACUAGAUGGACUGGAACAAAGUGUCUUUGGACUACAGAAGCUUGUAGGGCCUCUGGUUGAGAAGGUUAAAAUGUUAGUAAUUCGUAAUUCCAGUGUAAAACACCAUGUUCAAAAACGUAAACUUUGCAAGGCAGGUGAUUAUACAAAAGGAGCUGGACAUCUUAUUAGGAUGCAGAUUUUCUCAGAAACAACAGCUGAUGCCCUGCUCAAGAAGAAAAGUGAAAAGGUCAUCAAAGAAAAGUCACAUUUGGAUGAGAUGGGAACAAAAGAGAAGAAGCCACCAGAUUCAACAGAAGGGGCCAUCCAGAAGAGCCAGUCCUGCUCUCAAGCAGAAGAGGUUGAUAAGCUCAACAAGGAAAAUGCUGAGAGGGAAAGUUCUGUUCUGCUUCAAAAAGAUUCUCUCAAAUUUCAUGCUGAAGGGCUAGAGGAGAAAGGAGAGAGUGUGGCUUUUGAAAGCUAUUACAAAUACAGGAGAAGCUCUCUUCAGAGAUCCUUCACUACAGAAAAGCAGCAAGAAGAAGAUGUUGUUGAUGAUGCUUGUCAAAGGAUAACUGGGCAGGAGAUAGAUAGUGAGUCCCCAACAGAUGGGGAGAGCGAGAAACAUCAGAUGGCUGGAGAUGAAAGACAAAAGGAGAGGGAGAAAGAAGGGGAAGGAAAUGCUGAUAAGAGUGAAAAAGAAGUUGAGGAACAACCAGCUCCUUCCCAAAAUGAAGACGAGGCAGGACAAAGCCAUGAUCAAGAGGCACCAGAGGGAAGGUGUAAAGGCUGUGAAAAAGAUGAUAGUCCUACUCCACCAGCACCAUUUGAUCAUCGGAUUGUCUCAGCCAAAAGGGUGGGGAUCAGCAGUUACUAUAACGUCAGCGAGAAUGAAAUCCUGGGAGGAGGGCGAUUUGGUCAAGUGCAUAAAUGUGAAGAGAAAGCAACAGGUCUCAAAUUAGCAGCCAAAAUUAUAAAAGCAAAAGGUGCUAAACAGAAGGAUGAAGUAAAGAAUGAAAUCAGUGUCAUGAACCAGCUGAAUCACGUGAACCUCAUCCAGCUAUAUGAUGCUUUUGAAUCAAAAAAUGACUUUGUCCUAGUCAUGGAAUAUGUGGAAGGAGGAGAGUUAUUUGACCGAAUUAUUGAUGAAAACUGCAGUUUGACAGAAAUGGACACUAUCUCGUUCAUAAAACAGAUCUGCGAGGGAAUUCAGUACAUGCACCAAAUGUACAUUCUUCAUUUGGAUCUCAAGCCUGAGAAUAUCCUGUGUGUGAAUCGUGCAGCAAAUCAAAUAAAAAUUAUUGAUUUUGGAUUGGCAAGAAGAUAUAAACCCAGGGAAAAACUUCGAGUUAACUUUGGGACUCCAGAAUUUCUUGCUCCUGAAGUUGUGAAUUAUGAGUUUGUCUCCUUUCCUACAGACAUGUGGAGUGUAGGAGUCAUUGCUUAUAUGCUCCUCAGUGGAUUGUCUCCUUUUUUGGGUGAUGAUGACAAUGAGACCCUCAACAAUAUCCUGUCCUGUAACUGGGAUUUUGAAGAUGAAGAAUUUCGAGGUGUUUCUGAUCAGGCCAAAGAUUUCAUCUCAAAGCUUCUCAUCAAGGAAAAAUGCUGGAGAAUAAGUGCAACUGCUGCCUUAAAACACCCAUGGUUGUCAGACCACAAGCUCCACUGCAGACUCAAGAAGAAGGCUGAAGGUGUGUCACAAGCACCCCAGGCUCAAUAA
Molecule: messenger RNA, 2130 nt
Organism: Pterocles gutturalis (yellow-throated sandgrouse)
Lineage: Eukaryota; Metazoa; Chordata; Aves; Pterocliformes; Pteroclidae
Product: myosin light chain kinase 2, skeletal/cardiac muscle-like
Exons: 13
Coding region: 1-2130 (709 amino acids)
Biological process (GO): positive regulation of apoptotic process; intracellular signal transduction; protein phosphorylation
Cellular component (GO): cytoplasm; nucleus
Molecular function (GO): ATP binding; protein serine/threonine kinase activity
Source: RefSeq, a predicted model, not a curated record